Entrophospora sp. SA101 is the source of this 1008-nucleotide messenger RNA. Lineage: Eukaryota; Fungi; Glomeromycota; Glomeromycetes; Entrophosporales; Entrophosporaceae. The record is from the annotation of a GenBank genome assembly.
AUGUUUUCAAAAAAACAACGAUCAAUGAAAAGACCUUAUAUAAUUGGUGUAAAUCACAAGCACACUGGAAAUGUAUUAAUUAGACAUAGAUUAAUUCAACAUCUUCAAAUCCUAGUAUUGGUGCUAAUAUUUCUGAUACUGCUCAUGAAAUUAUGGGUUUUAAUGUUGCCAGAUUGGGAGCCUUGGAUUAUCGCUGACUCAUCAUGUGAUAUAUGCACAAAAGAAAAUAUGCACAGACCAAUUCCACCACUACCAUUAAAGGUUAUAAAAAUGUUUAAAAGCAACGAAGCGAUAAUUAAUCACGAAGAAGAUCAAGAUGUAUCAGAUGAAAAUAAUUACGAACAAUUUCAACAAUAUAUCGAUCCUGACGAUAAUCUUGACGAAACCUACGAUAAUGAAGAGAGUGCUACUACCAUCAAUAGCAGUGAUAAUUUUUAUAUUCCCCCUUUCAAACACGAUCUCGUUAGCAAUACCGAAAAUGACGAUUAUGAUUUUACUAUAGCGACUGGUGCAAGCGAAAACCACUUUUGUCCGAUGAAGAGUUUCUUGUAUAGAAUGAGUGACGAAUUAGCCGAAUACCGUAUUCGUAUGAUCGUUUACGAUUUGGGAUUUUCCGAGAAACAAGUUGAAGAAUUGAACCGGUUAAAGGAAAGGGGUUUCUUGACAGAGUUAAGAAAAUUCAAUUAUGCAUACUAUCCAAGUUUCUUUAACAUCACCAUAUCAAGAGGUGAAUAUGCUUGGAAGCCUGCAAUAGUAGCCGAAAUUUCACGUGACUACCCUGGAUUGAUAUUAACUUGGUUGGAUAGUGGUACUUUUGUCGAUAAAUCAUACUUUAGACUUGCUGCGCACACAACUUUUGAUUGUUUGUGGCCAUCUGAUAAUAAUAUCAAAUGGUGUAAAAGACUUGAUCAAGCCCCCGAACCUGUUUCUAGUUUGUCGUAUGAGAACUAUCUUUACAAAUCAUCGUUUAUCGACAUUAAUAUAGCAUCACAUUUCAAUAAUGAUUAG